Molecule: messenger RNA, 672 nt
Organism: Rhizophagus irregularis DAOM 181602=DAOM 197198
Lineage: Eukaryota; Fungi; Glomeromycota; Glomeromycetes; Glomerales; Glomeraceae
Source: RefSeq, a predicted model, not a curated record
AUGCAUUUACAACUUGGUUAUAGUGAUAGGAUUAUACACUGUCUAGGCAUUAGUAUAGAUCCAACUACAAAUAAGUAUCUUCUCAUAAUGCAAUACGCUGAUGGUGGUGAUUUACAAAACUAUCUUAAAACUAAUUUCAAAAAUUUGACUUGGGAUGAUAAGAAAAAAUUAGCAUUUCAAAUUGCGGAUGGACUAAACUAUUUACAUAAUGAGGAUGUUUUACAUAGAGAUCUUCACUCUAAGAAUAUAGUUAUCCAUGAAAAUAAUGCUAAAAUUACAGAUUUUGGUAUUUCAAAAAUUCAAAAUGAUCAAAAUUCAACAGUUUAUAUGGGACAUUUUGGUGUUAUUCCUUAUAUGGAACCAAAGCAUAUAUAUAGUUUUGGUGUAUUAAUGUGGGAAAUUUCUAGUGGGUAUCCUCCAUUUAAAGAUAGUGAUGAUAAAGUUUCACUUGGUUUUACCAUUAAUAAUGGUACUCGUGAAAUUACAAUUCCUGGUACACCAAUUGAAUAUGAAAAUCUUUAUAAAAAUUGCUGGAAUAAAGAGCCCGGACAAAGACCAGUUAUCUAUGAAAUAUUGAAUGAAUUUAAAAGAAUGAAUAUUGGAAUUGAAUCAAUUAAAGAAAUUGGUUUAGAUUCGCAAGAUAAAAAUUUAGACGAUUUAUGUAGAUCAUAA